AAAACAUAAAGGAAGUGAAGGAGCCGAGGCAUCGCAAAGACAACAGGCGCCCGGACCUGGAGAUUUACAAGCCUGGCCUCUCCCGGCUGAGGAGCAAACUUGCGCCACCAAAGCAAGAGGCCUUGGAGAAGGAGAGGAGCAGAGCUGAGGAGGGCAAGGAGGAGACUGCCAGUGACAAGGGCUCUUUGGGAGGAGAGGCUCCACUCGUGGAGGAUUUCGGGAAAGGUGAUGGCCCCAAGCAGAAUGGUCCUUCGCAGGAAAACGAAGAGAUGGAGACUAAAGGUGGUCUUCAGAGCCAGGAGAACUUGUCCAAGCAGCCUGCUCCGGAUGAGUGCGGUCCCAAGACCACCAGGAGAACCAAGAAGCCAGACCAGCAGAUCUACCAGCCUGGGAAACGCCUGCAUUCCGCUGCUAAAGAACCAUCCCUGCGGUCAGCUACUGAGGAAGUCACCAGUAAGAUGGAGCAGCUGAAAGUCGAGAGAGAUGAUGAAACCGAGAAAGGUACCAGAAAAGACAACAUGAAAACCAAAUCAAGCAAGGAGGAUAGAGGGGGGGGCCAGGGAGGGGAAGGAGUCAAAACCUCAAGGGGAGAAAAAGGAAGACGAAUAGAACGAAGCGACAGGAUAAGGAGAUCGAGCAACGAGGUGGCGCAGGGGAAGCUGGGCCCUACCAAGCGGUACUCCCACUCCGACAAGCGGCGGAGCCGGUACCGCACGUGCAGCACGAGCUCAGCCGGCAGCAACAACAGCAUAGACGGACCCCCGCUGGGGGACGGGGUGGAGAGGCGGCAGGAGCGUGCCAGAGAAAGAAUACGUCCUAGGAAGCAGCUCUCUGCGUCCUCCACUGACUCCUUGGAGGAUGACAGAGUCGAGGAGGCAGAAGCGUAUGUCUCCAGCAGGAACUCGGACAAGAAAAAGCGUUCAGAGCAGAGCCGAGCUUCUAGGAGUGAGAGUGACUGGAGCAGCAACGGCAGGGAAGCCAAGGGACCUUUUCGAGUCACGUUUGACAGCAAGACUAUGAGCAGGGAUAUCAGUCUGGCAGAUCCAGAUAAAAAAAAGCCCCUGAAGGCGUUUGUUAGCUGCAAUGACUCAGAGGCUUCGGAGGCGAGGAGCCAGAGCAGAGAGCCCCAAGGGAGGGGCCGUGGGAUUCUGUUCCUGCCUGCCAACACGGACCUCUCUGCCAGCACCGCGGGCUCCCCCGAACCCAGUCACCCUGGGCCCAGGCUUCUGCUCGGCGGGGCUGGGAGUAAAGGCCCCCGAAGCAGGGGCCGAGGCGGGACUGCUCGCCGGCUGUGGGACCCAAAUAACCCGGACCAAAAACCCGCCCUGAAGAGCCAGACGGCUCAGCUUCACUUUCUCGACACGGACGAUGAAGUGAGCCCUACCUCCUGGGGGGAAGCCCGCCAGGCCCAGACAUCCUACUAUAAGUUCCAAAACUCUGACAACCCCUACUAUUACCCUCGGGCCUCCGGUCAAGGCCCCCAGUAUCCUUAUGGUGGGUAUUCCCUGCAGUAUCCUAUGGGUCCAAGCAAUGGUGUGUACCCAGGAGCCUAUUACCCUGGGUACCCUGGCCAGGCAGGGCAGUACCUGUGUGGCCCGCUCCCCCCAACUCCUCUGAGUCCCGAGAUGGAGCAGCAGAUGCGGACCAUGCAGCAGCAGGAGCUCAGCAAGCUCCUCCGCGAGGCUGGAAACCAGGAGCAGCAGCUCAGCAAUCUGCUUUCCAGAGACCGCAUCAGCCCGGAGGGGCUGGAGAAGAUGGCUCAGCUGAGGGUGGAGAUGCUGCAGCUGUACGAACGGUGCAUCCUGAUGGAUAUCGAGUUCUCCGAUACCCAGAACGUGGACCAGCUGCUGUGGAAGAACGCGUUUUACCAGGUGAUUGAGAAAUUCCGGCAGCUCCUCAAGGACCCUCAGGGGGAAAAUGCCCAAGAAAUUCGGAACAAACUGCUCCAGCUCCUAGAUGAGGGCACGUCUUUUUUUGAUGGCCUCCUCCAAAAGCUGCAGGUGUCGUACCAGUUCAAGCUAGAGGACUAUAUGGAUGGGAUGGCCAUCCGCAGCAAGCCUCUGAGGAAAAUGGUGAAGUACGCGCUGAUCAGUGCUCAGAGGUGUAUGAUUUGUCAAGGGGAUAUUUGCCGAUACCGAGAGCAAGCAAACGACACCGCCAACUAUGGAAAGGCACGCAGCUGGUACCUGAAGGCUCAGCAAAUUGCUCCCAAAAACGGCCGGCCGUACAACCAGCUGGCGCUUCUGGCCAUCUACACGAGGAGAAAGCUGGAUGCUGUCUACUAUUACAUGCGCAGCCUGGCUGCUAGCAACCCCAUCCUCACAGCCAAGGAGAGCCUCAUGAGUCUGUUUGAAGAGACAAAACGCAAGGCUGAGCAGAUGGAGCAGAGGAAACAUCAGGUGCUGGAACUGAGCCCCAGCUGCCGGGGGAAGGGCAAGAAGUCCACAUUGCGACAAGUUGGAGAUGAUGCCACACGGCUGGAGAUCUGGAUCCAUCCCUCCCACCCCCGCUCCUCCCAGGGCCACGAGUCCGGCAGGGAUUCUGAGCAGGACAAUGGUCUUGGGAACCUCAGCCCCAGCGACCUGAACAAAAGGUUCAUCCUCAGUUUUCUCCAUGCCCAUGGGAAGCUGUUUACCAGGAUUGGGAUGGAGACUUUCCCUGCGGUGGCCGAGGAGGUCCUGAGGGAGUUCCAGGUCCUGCUGCAGCACAGCCCCCCUCCCAUCGGAAGCACCCGAAUGCUCCAGCUUGUGGCCAUCAACAUGUUUGCAGUGUACAACUCCCAGCCCAAAGAGUGCGUCUCUGAAGACUGCCGCUCUGUCAUCCAGGAACAGGCCACGGCCCUGGGGCUCUCCAUGUUUGCACUCUUGGUGAGGAGGUGCACCAACCUGCUGAGGGAAUGCGUGCAAGUUCAGCCACAAGAUGUGGAGCAGGAGGAUGAGGAGGACGACGACGACAUCAAGGUCUCUGCCUUGCCCCAGGACCUGAAGGAGCUGCUGCCCAGUGUGAAAGUCUGGUCAGACUGGAUGCUUGGCCACCCGGACACCUGGAAUCCUCCUCCAACCUCUCUUGAGCUCCCCAAACAGUACGUGAAUUCUCUGGGAGCCGCCGAGCCCUUGGCGACGGGCAGCCUCGAGAUGGAAUUUCUGAUUGGGUUCGCGCAGCCAGCGCUCGGCGCCUUCCCCGGGACGAGCUGCCUCCCCCUCCUGCGGGGCGCAGGGCUGCGUGUCCCCCCCGGGCUGCUGGAGCAG
Messenger RNA from Leptosomus discolor (cuckoo roller), 3248 nucleotides. The record is from RefSeq and is a predicted model, not a curated record. NCBI's taxonomy places the organism in Eukaryota, Metazoa, Chordata, Aves, Leptosomiformes, Leptosomidae.